GCCAAUUGAUCGACAUGAUCUCGCAAUAGAAUUUGCUGAUUGUAUGAGAGCAGCCGGAUUCAUGUUGGAGAUUAAGGGCACGCGUGAAGAUAUAAGGUUUUCAAUCGAACAGCCGAAGAAGUCAGAACUGAAGAAGAAAGUGAAACAGGCGACACCGCAUGUUUUGGAUGUUGGACUCACCCCACUAGUAAUGGCUCUCAAAACGGCAAUCUGCAACAAUAAAGCCGUCCUGGAUUGGUCUCCAUCUGAGUGCAUCUUUAAGUUGAUCUUUUUACUCUGUCUCCCAGAACUGAAAAAGCCACUAAAGGCAAUAAGAAUGAUUGCUUUCAAAACUGAAGAGCUUCAAAUGACAAGUGUGUCCAUGGCACGCUGUGGAAAUCUUCUCGAGCUAGCUCUUCUGCUUAUGGUGGCUUGGGAAAAGCUGUUAGAUGAAAGCACCGACUUAGAUGAAUGCAUUACGAAAGAGUUACAAUGGACAGUUAUUGAGGAGAUUAAAUUGUUUUGUCACAUCGGUUGUGAGGAGGUUCUCAAGGCACAUAAGCGUAGAGAGAAAUUGUUGCUCUCUGCAGGUUUGAUGCUCCACAUUUUUGAACAAGCUGGUGGUGUUCUUGACAAGUUUCGUCUUUCAAAAAGAACAGAGCCAAUUGAUCGACAUGAUCUCGCAAUAGAAUUUGCUGAUUGUAUGAGAGCAGCCGGAUUCAUGUUGGAGAUUAAGGGCACGCGUGAAGAUAUAAGGUUUUCAAUCGAACAGCCAAAGAAGUCAGAAUUGAAGAAGAAAGUGAAACAGGCGACACCGUAUAUUUUGGAAAUGCCUAUGCGACCUCCACCUCUCUUUACUAACGCUAUGAUGAGGAUUUUCCACACUUGUUCAUUCCCUCGCGAUAGUCAAUUUGUGCCUGUGGCAUAUUGUGCAUCAAGAUCCCUGCCCCCCCUGGGCCAGUAGGUUUGAAGUUCUUAAACGCUAAGGGAUGGGGUUUGUUUGCUUCGUCCCUUAAAAGAGGCAUCCGCUUUGUCUAAUCGAGCAGCAUCAGCUUUGCAGAUCGCGGGAAUACUAUUUACUUGAGGUGAGUUAGUCUGUUUGGUCUUUAUUCUUUUCUACUGCUUUGUUCUUACUUGGGGUUGGCCUUUUUGUGCCUUUUGGUUGGUUCACUUUGGAGUGUGCUUGAGCUGGUGUCUCUUAGAAACUUGUCCACUUUGAGUGGGGCUAUUUUCUACCUACACAUACUCUCCCCAUAUCUUAGUGGGCUUG
Molecule: messenger RNA, 1249 nt
Organism: Cuscuta campestris
Lineage: Eukaryota; Viridiplantae; Streptophyta; Magnoliopsida; Solanales; Convolvulaceae
Source: the annotation of a GenBank genome assembly